AUGAUACUGGCUGGUAAGAUUGUUGGUCAUAUUGCUGCAUCUCCUAUCACUAUCAACAAUAACAACAACAAUAAUAAUAAUAAUAAUAACAUUGAUACAGACAGACAGAUAUUACAAUUAUUAAACAAGUUUAAAGAUGAAACAAAGAAUUGCCUUUUGAAUGUAUUUGCUCAACCAUCAUUGAAGAGUCGUUUGACCGAUGAAAUGUUACAAUCAAAUCAAGAGUCGUUUGAAUUGGAGCCAAUCAACAUUCGUGACCUGUUGGUAGAUACCAAACACACUGGUCGAGUAUUGGUUGUCAGAACCAUCAUCAAAGCUUACAACGCCGACAAUACCAUUCAUCUACUGGUGGAGGACCAAAAUGCAGACACCUAUGAACCUGUGGAUACCUCUGCCUUGCUCGUCACUUUGCACAACUAUGUGUUGCCAGGAAGGUUAUCAAUCCAACUUGAAACAAGUUCUAUCUUUCACUUUGGUAUUAUUCUCGCUAUCAUGGAACCUCUUUCCAAGCUCAACCCCGAUGAUGGUAGCCUCCAAGCCAUCAUGGAGGACUUUGACAAACACCAAAAAGAAACAGACUGCAGCGAGUACAUUGGUCCUGUCAAGAUCAUCCAAACUGAAAAGAUGGGUCGUGGUCUCGCAGUUACCGAGGAUCUCAAGCCUGGAACGUUGCUAAUCGUAUCAAGACAACGUUCUUUGACGACCAAAGCCACUAAAGAAGAUCAUGACAAACAUGAUAUCCUUGACGAGGAUAUUUUGGGUGAAGCAAACCUUUUCAACAACCAUUUUGAUAGUCCAAUCUCAAAAGCAAUAUCUAAACUCUACAGUGGUCCCACCGGUACUGAUAAACCACUCCCACCAACAACCUUGGACGAUUUCAAGAUAAGUGAAGCAGAUUUGUGCAAACCAUAUACUCAUCGGGGAGAUGAUCUUUGUCAGCGCAUCACCAAAUACAAUUCAUUUGGUGAUAUGGGCUCUGGUGGAAUACUUCUCCUUCCAUCGCUUAUCAACCACAGCUGUGUCGGAAAUGUCGCCACCGUCUUUUAUGGUGACACUGCCUUUAUCUUUUCGACCACCAAUCUCAAAGCCAACCAAGAGAUCUUUAUCAACUAUGUCGAUCGAUACUUGUCGUACCCAAAGAGAAUGAAGGCAUUGGAGCGUUACGACAUCACCAUGUGUCCUUGCCAACUGUGUGAAUUGGAUCGUCAAGAAACCACCCAAAGCUUUCAACAAAGAGACCAACUCAUAGAUCAAUUUGGCACCAACAAAUUCUUUGAAAACGUUCAAAACAACCGUCUAAAUUUGGUAUCAGAGACUGAAAACAUAGUUACAUUGCUCAAAGCAACAUUCAAAAACAAGACCCGUGCAUCGAUCCUCUCGUAUGAAAUGUUUCAAAUCAUUGGUUUCCUUCCUACCGCUUGCAACAAAGUAUACCCUCGAUUCCCCGAAAAGGCUUUACAGGCCUGCCUUGAUAGUCUCGCCACUCUUGGUCUCUCAAUGGAUCAAUCAGAUCUUAAAAGAAAACUCACUCCAGGCGAGAUAUCAUACCAAGCCAUCACUAUUCGUAUGCCAUGUCCACGUGCACCAUUUAUAUUUGAUUGUAUUGACAUCUAUCAUCAAUUGGCUCACCACUGUUUCCAAGUUGGUUACAUCCCAUUUGCUCGAAAAGCCAUGGCAUUGGCUCGUCUUUGUUGUGUCAUACACAAACAACAAUCCAUUCAAGAUCAAAACAACUACUUUGCACAGAAACAGUUUUACAAUCAACUAUUAUCAUUUAAUGAUAAUUUGGAAUUGAUUUAA
This is a messenger RNA of Cavenderia fasciculata, 1800 nucleotides long. RefSeq lists its product as uncharacterized. The transcript is spliced from 3 exons. The coding region runs from base 1 to 1800 and encodes 599 amino acids. NCBI's taxonomy places the organism in Eukaryota, Evosea, Eumycetozoa, Acytosteliales, Cavenderiaceae. The record is from RefSeq and is a predicted model, not a curated record. Gene Ontology annotation, molecular function: protein binding.